CGAAAGCAUUUUGACAGCUCGUUGUCACAUUUUCACGAUAGGACCGAGUAAUUUUUCCGGAAAAUCUUCUGUUUUAUCACAUAACUCGCAUUUAUUCCGUACUUUUGAGAGACAAUAAAAUCCGCACUAAUUGAAGCAAAAUGGCCCAAUUUUUCAACAGACUCGGUCAACUUGGUCUUGGAAUCGCACUCGCUGGAGGUGUUGUUAACUCCGCAUUAUAUAACGUCGAUGGCGGUCAUCGUGCCGUAAUUUUCGAUCGUUUCACCGGUAUCAAGCAACAAGUCAUCGGCGAAGGCACGCAUUUCUUCAUCCCAUGGGUUCAGCGUCCCAUCAUCUUCGACAUUCGUUCACAACCGCGAAAUGUUCCCGUCAUUACCGGUUCCAAGGAUUUGCAAAACGUCAACAUCACCUUGCGUAUCUUGUUCCGCCCCAAGCCGGAUCAACUGCCCAAAAUUUACACCGUUUUGGGUGUCGACUACGACGAACGUGUCUUGCCUUCCAUCACAACUGAGGUCUUGAAAGCUGUCGUGGCGCAAUUCGAUGCCGGCGAGCUCAUUACACAACGUGAGAUUGUCUCGCAGCGCGUCAGCAACGAUUUGGUCGAGCGUGCUCAGCAAUUCGGGCUCAUCUUGGACGACAUUUCCAUCACGCAUUUGACGUUCGGCAAGGAAUUCACGAUGGCUGUUGAGAUGAAACAAGUGGCACAACAGGAAGCCGAAAAGGCGCGUUUCAUGGUCGAAAAGGCGGAGCAACAGAAACAAGCUACGAUUAUUUCGGCUGAGGGUGACGCACAAGCUGCCCAGUUAAUUGCCAAAUCUCUCGCGGAAGCCGGUGACGGUCUCGUUGAGUUGCGAAGAAUAGAAGCUGCCGAAGACAUCGCCUACCAACUAUCCAGAUCACGUGGCGUCAAUUACCUUCCCGGCGGACAAAAUGUUCUAUUGAAUUUGCCAGGAGUUCAAUAAACGGAAAAAUUUAAUUCAAAAAAUUGCAUUCGCGUGGCACUAGUUCAUUAGUUUUUGUACAUAAGUAAGAAGAGACAGGAUAGAAUUUAGAAAUAAAAGUCACGAAAGUCCUCAUUUUCUCGUCAUUUCUCCGAGGAAAAAAGUGAAUUUAUAACAACUUGCGUGCAUUUAAGGGUCUCAAGAGUCACAUUUUCGGGAUGUUCGUCAUUUAUUGCUCCGAAAAUGUUCUUUUUAGACCAUUAUCAGACUAAAUAAAAGCAGAAAAGUUAA
Messenger RNA from Culicoides brevitarsis, 1232 nucleotides. RefSeq names its product prohibitin 1 (gene Phb1). Gene Ontology annotation, biological process: mitochondrion organization. The transcript is spliced from 3 exons. Gene Ontology annotation, cellular component: membrane; mitochondrion. The record is from RefSeq and is a predicted model, not a curated record. Bases 141 to 962 code for a protein of 273 amino acids. NCBI's taxonomy places the organism in Eukaryota, Metazoa, Arthropoda, Insecta, Diptera, Ceratopogonidae.